Molecule: messenger RNA, 1734 nt
Organism: Pelodiscus sinensis (Chinese soft-shelled turtle)
Lineage: Eukaryota; Metazoa; Chordata; Testudines; Trionychidae
Gene: FGF5
Product: fibroblast growth factor 5
Molecular function (GO): growth factor activity
Source: RefSeq, a predicted model, not a curated record
GCGCAGCUAGCCGCGCCAGAGCGCACACAGGGCAGCAGCCUGGCACGCAAGAUGCGCUGGGAGCCCGCCCGGCUGGAAGGAUGAGCUUGUCCUUCAGCUGCCUCCUCUCCUUAGGCCACCUGAUCCUCAUCGCCGCGGCUCAGCAGGAGCGACUGGCCCCCGGAGCGCAACUCCGACCGGCUGCCGGCAACACCUCCUCCGUUCCAUCACCUGCCGCCUUCUCGGCAGCCCAAGGGAGCGGGCCGGAGAGAAGCAGCGUCCAGUGGAGCCCAUCGGGGCGCAGGACGGGCAGCCUCUAUUGCCGGGUGGGCAUUGGCUUCCAUCUGCAGAUCCACCCGGAUGGCAAAGUCAACGGCUCCCAUGAAGCCAACCUCUUAAGUAUUUUGGAAAUAUUUGCUGUGUCUCAGGGGAUUGUAGGAAUACGAGGAGUUUUCAGCAACAAAUUUUUAGCGAUGUCAAAAAAAGGAAAACUCCAUUCAAGUGCCAAAUUCACAGAAGACUGCAAGUUCAGGGAGAGGUUUCAAGAAAACAGCUAUAACACAUAUGCCUCAGCAGUUUACAGGACUGAAAAGACUGGGAGAGAAUGGUACGUAGCUUUGAACAAGAGGGGCAAAGCCAAAAGAGGCUGUAGUCCCCGGGUGAAACCCCAGCACAUCUCCACCCAUUUCCUUCCAAGGUUCAAACAGGCUGAGCAGCCAGAACUGUCUUUCACCGUCACUGUCCCCGAAAAGAAAAAGUCACCUGCCUCCACCCCAGCAAAACCAAAGGUUUCAUUGUCUGUGCCUCGGAAGAACCCCAACACUGUUAAAUACAGACUGAAGUUUCGCUUUGGAUAGCUGUUAAACUGAUUGCGACAGAGGAACACUUUUCUCAGGAGCUGCUGCUGCGUGUGUGUGAGCCCUUGGCUUACAAUGGAAGACAGAGCCUCUACUGCACUUAGCCGCAUUAGGAGGUCAAACAGGGAGAUACUCAUUUGUUUCAGUUUGACCCCAGUCAAAUUGCUUUUUGAUGGUCAAGAGUGUUAACUGAACUGGAAUUCUUCAUCUAGCCCCAGGGAGGAAAGCAAUGGUUCAGUUCAAAUGAACAUAAAGGCUUUUGUUUUUUGCCUUAAAUGUAUUCUCAUUUUCCUACUCUCCAAAGCAUUGAGAUUAUACUGUACAUUUUGAGACAAGUAUGAUGGAUCCGUUACAUUUUUGCUUUCCAAAGAAUACACUUUUGUGUCAAUACAAUAUUUUAUGACUUUUUAUUUUGGGUUGUCGGAAGCAACAAAAAGGUACCUCGACAUUGAACAUAUUUUCUUACUUUCACUGUUUUAACUAAUGACACUUUUUACAAUCAUUUUCAUAUGAGACAUUUGUUCAGCGUCAACAUAUAAUUUAUAACCAUUUUUCCUCUGCAUUUCCUCUUUUUGCUGCUCUUUUUACUUCUUACUGUACCUCAAACUUGUAUAUCCAAGUCUGCCUUUUUUUAAAAGUUUGAUUCCCCUCCUCUUAGAACUCAACGCUUUAAGAAAAACUGUGCAUUGUAAUUUAUGUCAUGAUUUUUUUGGUUUUGGAAGGAUUUUAUUUUAUUUAAGACUGCGGAUGUGUUUCAAGUUUAUGGAGGGGAAUGCUACAUUUGUUGACCCUGAUUCCAGUCCCCCCCCCUCCUACUCUUUCUUGAACAGCUGGAAGAAUAAGUCUUAUUCUGUCCAUCAAACUAUCAUUUCGAAGUCUGUGUUUAAAAAACCUCUCU